Trematosphaeria pertusa is the source of this 405-nucleotide messenger RNA. RefSeq lists its product as uncharacterized. The record is from RefSeq and is a predicted model, not a curated record. The transcript has a single exon. Bases 81 to 374 code for a protein of 97 amino acids. Lineage: Eukaryota; Fungi; Ascomycota; Dothideomycetes; Pleosporales; Trematosphaeriaceae.
GGAGCGUUUUUCACAUGUCAAGAGUGGACGACACCUGGGUUCUUUUUUACUCUAUCCCCACAUAUCGCUAUGGCGAGUGAAUGUUUAAUUUCUAUUGUCUAUUGGAUUACAUACUCCUAUUGCAUUUGGCAUGCGGCUGCUUGCGCGACGGCGGAUAUCCUUCAAUCUCGCGUAUACCGUUGAGCAGGCAUGACGGCAAAUCACGUCCUCAGGCUAUAGCUCGUAAUGAUUUCUUCUGGAGGAGUAUCGACAAACGUCUCGUCGACUUGCUGGCUUGGAAUGAAAGAAUGCUUCACGGAUUUGUUCGAACUUUGUCAUUUGCUACAAGUGAUCAUGCUCAUGGAGCUUCGCCUUCACCUGAUGGACACACGUAAGCCUGGAUGGCUUCACAGAGCGAAACAGAAC